This is a messenger RNA of Odobenus rosmarus divergens (Pacific walrus), 2604 nucleotides long. RefSeq names its product HEAT repeat containing 2 (gene DNAAF5). Gene Ontology annotation, biological process: outer dynein arm assembly; inner dynein arm assembly; cilium movement. The transcript is spliced from 13 exons. Bases 1 to 2598 code for a protein of 865 amino acids. Gene Ontology annotation, cellular component: cytoplasm. The record is from RefSeq and is a predicted model, not a curated record. Gene Ontology annotation, molecular function: dynein intermediate chain binding. NCBI's taxonomy places the organism in Eukaryota, Metazoa, Chordata, Mammalia, Carnivora, Odobenidae.
AUGGCGGCACUGAUGGCGGCGGAGGCCGCGGCGCCCCCGGGCCCGACCGAGGCGACCGAGACGUCUGAGACGGCCGAGGCGGCGGAGCUGAGCCGCGCCCUAAGCCGCCUGCUGCCCGGGCUGGAGACCGACAGCAAAGUGGGCCGGCGGCGCGCGCUCGAGGCGCUGCAGCGCGCGCUGGAGGCAGCGUGGCUCGAGGCGCCCGACGGCGACCCUGCCGCCGCCGCCGCCUUCCAGGGCCCGUGGGCGCGCCUGCUGCUGCCGCGCCUGCUCUACUGCCUGGCUGACCCGGCCGAAGGCUGCCGCGCGCUGGCCGCGCACCUCCUGGACCUCGGCCUGCGGCGCGCCGCGCGGCCCCGCGACGCCCUGCCGCGCCUGCUGCCCGCGCUUGCCGCGCGCCUGGCGGGCCCCGAGUCCGCGCGCGGCCGGCCGCCGGAGGCCUGCGAGGAGCUGCGCCUGGCGCUCGUGCAGCUGCUCAGCCUGGCGGUGCGCCUGGGCGGCCCCGCGCUCGCGCCCCACCUGGACGACGCGCUGCGCGUGCUGCGCCGCACACUGCUCGACCCCUUCGCCGCCGUGCGCCGCGAGAGCUGCGAGUGCGCCGCGGGCCUGGCGCGCGCUACGCCAGACCACUUCCACAUGCAGUCGGAGUCCUUGAUCGGCCCCCUGAUGCAGAGCAUCUCCCACCAGCACUGGAAGGUGCGGGUGGCUGUCAUUGAGGCCACGGGCACCGUGAUCCAGUUCGGCAGCGGCAAGUCGGUAGACGAUGUGCUUCCUCACUUUGCUCAGAGGCUCUUUGACGAUGUCCCCCAGGUGCGGCAGGCAGUGACUUGCGUGGUGGGGGGCUGGCUGCUGGACCUGCGGGACCGCUACUCCUUCUUUCACAAGCUCAUCCCGCUGUUGCUGAGCAGCCUUGAGGACGACAUACCUGAAAUUGCGCUCGCGGCCGCUGGCCUCUGGGAGAAGGUCGGCCUGCAGUGGCAGAGAGAGAAUGAGGACGACCUCAAGGACAAGCUCGACUUCUCCACCCCCCCCCCAGCCCGUCACCCCUCACCAGAGACUCGCCCCGUGUUGGGCUGCCGGGAGCUCGUCUUCAGAAACCUGUCCAAGAUCCUUCCCGCCGUGUGUCACGACCUCACCGACUGGGUGGUGGGGACCAGGCUGAAGGCCGCGCAGCUGCUGCUGGUGCUGCUGUUGCACGCCGAAGACCACAGCACGCAGCACCUGGACACCGUCCUCAGGGUACUGCACCGCGCCUGCGCCGACGACGACCCGGCCGUGGUCCGCAGCUGCACCAGAUCUGCAGAGCUGGUUGGGGUGUUCGUCAGCCCAGAAGUGUUUCUGAAGCUGAUCUUGUCCACGCUGAAGAAGUCGCCCUCCCCCUCUGGCCUCCUGGUCCUUGCUUCCGUCAUCCGAGGCUGCCCUAGGGAGGCCCUCCAGCCACACCUGAAGGUCAUCGCCGUAGAGCUGGCCCGGCCCCACAUCUGUCAAGGGUCUGAAAACCGCCUUUAUGGGGAGCACCUACUGCUGUGCGUGCGGACGUUGGUUUCUGUGUGCCGGGAAGACUGCAGAGGGUGCAGCUUACAGCUCAUGGAGGUGCUGGUGACCGUCAUGGCCCUCUCGGGGGCCACGGGCCUCAGCGACAAGGUUCAGGAGACCAUGGACGCACUGGCCGCGGUGCAGGGUGUGGACGGCAGCCAGGAUCUCUACCGAGAGCACGUGGGCCCCCUCAUGGAGUGGGUGGCCGCUUCGCACCAUGACUGGACCGUCCACUCCGUGGAGCUCCUGCAGUUCAACGUCGUGGUCACCCACGCAGGCCCAGCGCUGGGAGAAGUGCUGCCCCACCUCGUGCCCAUCCUCAGGAGCUGCCUCCAGCCAGCCAGAGACCCACAGAUGCGCCUGAGGCUCUUCUCCUCCCUGUCGCGGGUGCUGCUGAGCGCGAAGCAGACCGUCGACUCCCAGGGGCAGUUUCACCACUAUCUCAACACUGUGGCAAAAGACAUCUUGGUCCCCAACCUGCAGUGGCACGCGGGGAAGACCGCUGCAGCCAUCCGCACGGCAGCUGUGUCCUGCCUCUGGGCGCUCCUCAGCAGCGACGUCCUGUCGGAGAAGCAGAUCUGGGAAGUGCAGGAGAUGCUGAUGCUGGACAUUCUAACCACCCUGGAGGAAGACUCUCAGAUGACUCGAUUAAUCUCGUGCCAAAUUAUUAACAGAUUUCUAAAAACCUCCAGUGGUGUGGCCGAUCCAGAUAAGUUCAUCAAGAUUUACCCUGAGCUCCUGAAGCGUCUAGAUGACGUUUCCCAUGAAGUGAGGCUAGCGGCCACCUCCGCCUUGGUCUCGUGGCUGGCAUGUAUCCAGAACGACGACGGGAAGUCCUACUACCAAAGCAACAUUCAGUUCCUGUACAGAGAGCUCCUCGUGUACCUCGAUGACCCGGAGGGCGCUGUCCAGGAUGCGGUGUUAGAGGUCCUCAAAGCAGGCAGUGUUCUGUUCCCUGAGCUCCUGGUGAGAGAGACCGAGGCAGUUGUCCACAAACACCGCUCUCCUGCCCACUGCCAACAGCUUCUGCAGCACCUGCAGGCCCUGCCGCCAGCCCAGUGAGCAUGG